Messenger RNA from Brassica oleracea var. oleracea, 544 nucleotides. RefSeq lists its product as uncharacterized. NCBI's taxonomy places the organism in Eukaryota, Viridiplantae, Streptophyta, Magnoliopsida, Brassicales, Brassicaceae. The coding region runs from base 16 to 408 and encodes 130 amino acids. The transcript has a single exon. The record is from RefSeq and is a predicted model, not a curated record.
GCAAAAUAAGCAAAAAUGAAGAGAGAAGGUCGUCAACACAGCUUCGUUAGGACCGGGAUGAUUCACCAGUCGGGAUUUAAUCCGAGUCCCUCCAAUAAAUUUGUGAAUCGGCUUGAUUCACCACCCGCUUUUGGAGUAUUUACCAAAGUACCAUCAAAGCCUACCAAUCAUUCAAAAUCCACAAGAAAAUUUGACCGUGCCAAGUACAGUAAAUGCCACGUGUCACCGGCUAUGAAGUCUGCCGAUACAUCCAAGGGUGGCCAAAAGUUAAAGUCGACCGAUUGGUGGGUUGAGGGUAAGCUAAACCAGCUGAUCGGGUCGGACUCCUCCUCUGCUAGUGAUAUUUUGGAUACAUCAUGUGGUGAAGAUUAUAGUGGUCAUGUUUAUGAUUAUGAUGAUGAUUAUUAGUGUUCAAAAAGAAAAAUGAUGAUGAUUGUUAAUAAUCUCAUUAAGAAAUUCGAAAGUUGUUAUUUUUCUUAUAUGCUUGACUUAGAGAACAUUUGUAAUACUGGUCACGGAAACAAAAAGAAAACAAAUGUCAUAG